Molecule: messenger RNA, 417 nt
Organism: Candida tropicalis MYA-3404
Lineage: Eukaryota; Fungi; Ascomycota; Pichiomycetes; Serinales; Debaryomycetaceae
Exons: 1
Coding region: 1-417 (138 amino acids)
Cellular component (GO): cytosol; nucleus
Molecular function (GO): DNA binding
Source: RefSeq, a predicted model, not a curated record
AUGGAUGACGCAGAAUUAAAUGCAAUUAGACAAGCAAGAUUAGCAGAACUACAGAAGAAUGCCAGUGGAGGAGGAAGUUCAUCAGGAAAUGGUGGCUCAAAUCCACAACAACUGGCUAAUAAUAGCAUGGCAGCAAGUGUUUUAGGAAGAGUUUUAGAAACUGAAGCAAGAGAAAGAUUGAGUAGAGUAAGAAUUGUUAGACCAGACAGGGCUCAGGCUGUUGAGAAUUAUAUCUUGAAAUUGUAUUCAAUGGGUCAAAUUCGUCAAAAAUUGACGGAAAAGGAUGUUGUGCAAAUCUUGGAUGGUAUUAGUAGAGAUACUCAACAAAAACAACAAACUAAGAUUACAUUUGAUAGAAAGAAUGUCCUUGAUGAUGACGAUGAUCUUGGUGAUGAUGAUGAUGAUUUCUUUGACUAA